CGUUCAUGUGCAACGAGGAGCCGGACCUUUUCCAUCCAGUCUCAUGAAGUUGAUGACUUCAUUGCGGAUUUACAGUGAAAACCAUCGGAGUCGAACCUUUUCUAGAGGGCGGCAUCCCGGCUCUGGUGUCCUGAUCCAGUGCUGACUUAAAACAAAUCAAUCACCAGCAAAUACCUCCACCCACCUCCAGGAAGAGACUGGCAAAAGCCUGGUGGAGGCCACCGUCUAUUACCUGGCAUCGCUCACAUCUGGCAGCAUAAAUGUCACCCAUUUUGAGCCAGGUGUUCUUCUGCCGGGCCAGUGCAGGAAUUUAAGCUUUAUUGAUUGAUUUAAAAAAAACAACAACAUUUUCCUUCUCAUCAUCAACACCUCCACCACCACCCCCCACCUCCCCUUUUUCCUCCCUCCCUGCUUCCCCCUCUAACCUACACUGGGUUUUUGGGAAGAUGGGCUGUCUGGGCAACAGUAAGACUGAAGACCAACGCAACGAGGAGAAGGCACAGAGGGAGGCCAACAAGAAGAUUGAGAAGCAGCUCCAAAAAGACAAACAGAUCUACCGGGCAACUCACCGGCUACUACUGUUAGGGGCCGGCGAGUCUGGGAAAAGUACGAUAGUCAAACAGAUGCGAAUAUUGCACGUGAACGGAUUCAACGCAGAGGAGAAAAAACAGAAAAUUCAUGAUAUUAAAAAUAACAUAAAAGAAGCGAUAGAGACGAUUGUAGCCGCCAUGACUACACUCACGCCUCCAUGCCAGCUAGCCUGUCCUGCAAACCGCUUCCGGAUCGACUACGUCCUCAACCAAGCAAGCCAAAAGGAUUUUGACUUUCCUAAAGAAUUUUAUGAUCACACAAAAAUCCUCUGGCAGGACGAGGGCGUGCGGGCAUGCUGGGAAAGGUCCAAUGAAUAUCAACUCAUUGACUGUGCGCAGUACUUUUUAGACAGAAUUGAUGUGGUCAGACAAAACGACUACACGCCCACGGAUCAGGACCUCUUGAGAUGCAGAGUACUGACAUCUGGGAUCUUCGAGACGAAAUUUCAAAUAGACAAAGUUAAUUUCCAUAUGUUUGAUGUUGGAGGUCAGAGAGACGAACGUCGAAAAUGGAUCCAGUGUUUUAACGAUGUGACGGCGAUCAUCUUUGUGGUGGCGAGUAGCAGCUACAACAUGGUGAUCAGAGAAGACAAUCAGACAAACAGACUACAGGAAGCCCUCAAUCUUUUCAAGAACAUUUGGAACAACAGGUGGCUACGGACCAUUUCUGUAAUCCUUUUCCUGAACAAACAAGACUUACUAGCAGAGAAGGUGUUGGCGGGGAAGUCCAAAAUUGAGGAGUAUUUUCCAGAGUUUUCACGAUACACUACACCUGACGAUGCAAUACCAGAACCAGGAGAGGACCCACGAGUUACCAGGGCCAAGUACUUCAUACGGGAUGAGUUUCUGGUGUGUACAAAGAUCAAAUCCCAGCAGAGGAUCAGCACAGCCAGUGGGGAUGGAAGACACUACUGUUACCCUCAUUUCACCUGCGCAGUCGACACGGAAAACAUCCGGCGUGUCUUCAAUGACUGUCGGGACAUCAUACAGAGAAUGCACCUACGGCAGUACGAGCUCUUGUGAUGUGUCCUGCUGAUGUACCCACCGAUCAAGCAGAAGCCCCUCUACCGUGACUGGUUGACCCACUUCACCCUCCAGUUCUACCAUGUCACCGCAACACGAGGAAGCAAGAGACCAGCCGCUCUCCUCUCAAACACAAAUACAGCUUUCCCUGCAACACAACGUCGAACAAAGAGUAAAGAGGAAACUUGCUUUUCUGUCUUAGUUUGAGCAACAACAACAGUCUGUUUGGACUGACACUGACCCAGUGAGAGGGGUUUCGACUGGAAUCUUCAGUGUGGAGGAAAUAUACACUCGCAAAAAUACUGUGGAAUAGGACUGCCGGACCUCUGCAUAUCUUUUACUAAAGCAGUCGUAAACACCAUCAUUUUUAAACCACUUCCCCACUAUAACAGUUUUUAGAGGGACAGUACAAUAUUUUCUGAGAGAGAGAGAUGUCUUGUUUUUUUUUGUUGUUUUCCUUUAGAAAAGGCACAAACAACGGACAUGCUGGGUGGUACACCGCAACAAAGAGGGCUGUUGUUCCUGGUUACAAACAAAGAGACUAGUUCACUAAGGGACUGUGGACGUUUGCGCGCCUGCGUUAAGUCGCAUGGCUCUUAAGGAAAACCAGUCAAGGCUUAACUGCAGAUAUUACCAACAUUUAAAAAAAAAGGAAAAUAUCAAACAAAUGCAUUGAUUCAUGCUCACCAGUGAACUACAUGCAGUGCAAAAAAAUUUAAUCUAUCUAUCUCUCUAUCUAUCUAUAUAUAUAUAUAUAAACAUAUAUGUGUAUAUAUAUAUAUAGAUAUAUAUAUACAUAUAUAUAUAUAUAUAUACACACAUGUAUAAAUUAUAUAUUCCUGUUAUGAUGCAGUUCAACUUUUAUGUUUUUGUUAGUUUUUAUCUCAUGUUGUUUGUCAAUGUACACUGUGUGAUCUGCCUUUGUGCACCAUUUAUACUCCACUUUAACACACUCAUGCUUACAAAUAACUAAAGAUGCUCAUCCCCGCCCUCCUCCCAGCUGUCUGUCCGCAAGCCGACAUAUGAAAAAUAAGUGUACGUUUUUUUUUUCAUUUAACACAAUAAAUAAAAGCUUAGCAAAAAGAGGAAGCAUGAAGUCAAAGACAAACCGACUGAAUGCAGCGUUUUGAGCAGAAACACCAACACAGAUACUCCAGCCCUCAUCACAUCGGUCCCGUCUGUCCUUACCUUGUGUCUUUGUCUCCCACUUCUCCCACUCACAACCUCCUUCCCUGGCUUUGAGUAUGUCUCUUUCUUUUACUGCUGGACUAUUAUUCUUGUACAGACUGUAAAAUGUAUUAUUUUGUACAACUUUACUGAAAAGAAAAAAAACUUGUAGAAGAUCCUUGUGCCUUGAUCAUGACUGUACUUGUAAAAAAAAAAGAAAAAGGAGCUAA
Molecule: messenger RNA, 3010 nt
Organism: Oryzias latipes (Japanese medaka)
Lineage: Eukaryota; Metazoa; Chordata; Actinopteri; Beloniformes; Adrianichthyidae
Product: guanine nucleotide-binding protein G(s) subunit alpha
Biological process (GO): adenylate cyclase-activating dopamine receptor signaling pathway; sensory perception of chemical stimulus
Cellular component (GO): cytoplasm; heterotrimeric G-protein complex
Molecular function (GO): G-protein beta/gamma-subunit complex binding; GTP binding; insulin-like growth factor receptor binding
Source: RefSeq, a predicted model, not a curated record